CAUUGUUGUGUAUCUAUUUCAGCCCUGCUAUUCAUAGAUACAUUCUAUAAUGCGGAAAAUUAGCAAAAUUAAAACUUUACUAUAUGAUUGGAAAGCGAACUUUAAAACGGGUCAGUUAGGUAUAAUAUAUAAGUAAGCGAAGUGACUUAAUAAGAAAAAAUAUAAACUCUGAUAUUUCCCACUGUACUUAAACACACCGGCGACUUCCCAUUCAGCGUGAUUGACACUCCUCUGUCUGAUUUUGUGCGUGGAAUUCCUCGCGUAGUCGCUGUUUACUUUGAAAAUAAGGACAUUUCACGUAGACACAAACACGUGUCUGGUCACUGCAUUUGUGUCAAACAAUGCCAAACAGCGAGGACGGCGACAGAGCAUAUGUUAGCCUGGAGCUAGCCAGUGGAUAGCCCGUGGAGCAACGGUCUGUGUGUGGCUACGCGGAGACGAGCCAUAACACAUUCACUCACAGGCAAGAAUCUUGUUUACUACGCAGAGAUUUAAUUGAUUAUGACCAGUGGAAAUAAUCUACAGUGACUUGACAAACGGUUGACAUGGGGAGUAAAAUGUCCCUCAACAGAGGAAGCAGUGCCCAAAGUACAGUCUCUGAAUUCACUUCUGUGACACCUCAACCUUGCAGUACCAUUCACGCUCCUACGGACUGCAAGCAGGAUUCUGAAGACAAAGAAUACAGUGAUUUGGACUCCAGGUGGAGGUCUAAAAUAAGAGCAACAGAACAGAGGAGAACCACCACAGAACCCCAAUCAUCAUGGAGUGUGGAGUGUGUCAGCCAUGUUGGCGCCAAAACAGGCGGUGCCAAAAACUCUCAUCAGCAUGAAGGCAUAUUACCACAGACGGGGAUGGAGGCCAAGGCUCCAGUGAUGCCAACAUUAUUGUCCAUAGCAGACGGUGAUGGACCAACUAUGGAACACCAUAGAACAGACAGACAAAAUGCUGCUGGUGUUGAUUGCCUUCAGCAGAAGGAUGUCAGUACAACAAAAACACCAUCAGCAAAUGUGGAAAACUAUGACAAUAGUGCUGUCCCUGACAGAAACAGCUCUGCUCCCCCUACAGUCCCUGAUAGGAAUGCGCAAGAUGUGCUGCCAACAAAAGACAGAGUGAAUCCAAGCACCACAGAAAAUCCAGGGUUAUAUAGCCCUUUUACAAAAAAAGGAGAUUCUGAUCCUAGUGAACUGGUUGAUCCUAAAGAUGGGACACAAAACACUGAGUCUGAUAACAAAGCGGCACUGAAGAAAAAUGAACGGUCUACUUCAAAACUCUGCACUCGUACACGAGGCGCUAAACGAAGGUCUACGCUGGGAGAUCAGCAUGUGUCUGCAAAAGUGUCCAGGAUCAUUAGUUCUCCAGACGAUCGAUCGGUGUUGAACACUAAUAUGUCCUGUGUGGAUGGUCGAGACACUGACCUCCAAGGUUCUGUAAGACAUACAUAUGGUGGUCAGUGUUCAUCAUGGUCAGGAACAGACAAAGAACAAGAGCUAAAGGAAGUCAAUUUAGCUCAAAAAUCCCAAACAAAGAACAUGGGGAUUCUAAAUUUGUCAAGUUCAGAUAAAAAUCAAACAGAAAUAAAAGAGAUAGUCAGCAUAAAUGUUGAAGAAGACUCGAUAUUUGAAGGUAGUCCUGACUCUCCGAGGGAUACCGGCUUGCAGAAGGACACUGAUGAUGUCAUCAUGUCAGAACAGAAACAUCAACCUGACAAAUGUCUACAGACUGACAAUGACUUACUUGACCUGGAUUACCAAAAACCUGUAUCAGAGCCUGAUAGUCCUGACAUUUUAGAACCAAGUUACAGAAACAUGUUUGAUUCUGAGGGUCUAGAGUACAAAAGCAUUGGUCAUAAAGGCUACACUGACAGUCAACACACAGAUAAUGACUUUGACGAUGACCAAGAGGCCAGUUUUGAUGCUGACCGAAGUGCCAUCAAAAUGAACAAGAAAAGUAAGAGGAUAUGGAACUGCGAGUGUGGUCGUACCUUUAGAUUCCUGUCUCAGUUUGUCAUCCAUCAACGGAUCCAUACAGGAGAGAGGCCGUUCAAAUGUCCCCAGUGUGGCAAAGGUUUCAGCAAGAACUCAAACUUGAAUCUCCAUCUGAAGACCCACAGCAGAAACAACAUAUACAAAAAAUGCAUGUUCUGUAAGAUUAAAUACUCCAGCCCUGAGUAUGAGUCUCAUAUGAAGUUCCAUGCCAGGGAACUGGAACAACAAGCCAACAAUGACUCUGAGACACUGAACACGCCAGUCACCAUAAAGAAAACAUUGAAAGAGUGCCAGUACUGUGGGAAAACAUUUCCAUUCCAGUCUGCUCUGAUACGACACGUGCGCGUGCACACAGGAGAGAAGCCUUACAAAUGUGAUAUUUGUGGAAAAGCUUUCGGUCAAGCCUAUUUCCUUCGUGUACACGAGCUGACCCAUUGGACCGUGAAGCGCUACAACUGCACUCGCUGUGCAAAAUCAUUCACCCACUACAGCAAUGCCAAGAAUCACACGUGCAGGACAACAGGAGGCCAUGACGCAUCCCAGGUCAACAGCGAGACCAAGCCUACGUUGACCUACACAUGCCACAUUUGCAAAAACGUUUUUGAUCAUUUAUCGGAUUUCAACCGACACAUGAAAGGUCACACUGGUGCAAAACUUUAUCGCUGCUUGUAUUGUGACAAGCUGUUUGCCAUGCUUUCUGAGUUUAACAGCCAUCAAAAUCACUGCAGGGAGCGAAAAAACUUUGACCCUGACAUUAAGGAAGAAGAGAGGAUGUCAUUGGUGGAGUUCUCUGUGCCUUCCCUGAGGUAUUCAAGUUCACCUCCUCUACUUGAUGCCAAUGGUGAGGACAAACAUUUGCUGCCUGUCCACAAGAAACACAUCACCAACCACAAGAAACCGUUCCAGUCGACAGACGUGUCUCAUCAGUGUCACUCACACUUGGUGACAAAGUUAAACCAACUCGACAACAGGUCCGACCCCAGGAGAUAUCUUUGCCCGCGGUGUGGACGACUGUUCCGACACAUGGGCAGACUCCGAGCACACAUGCUCACCCAUGCCCCAGGUCAAAGCUACACUUGUACCUGUUGCGGCAAGACUCUUAACAGCUGGAAAAGACUGUGGCAUCACCAAAGAGUUCAUCGACAGAGACACGGGCGGUUCAAUUGUCCCAAGUGUGGGAGAGGUUUUCGUUUUGUUGAAUGUUACAAAAAACACAUGAGGGAACACCCGGAGUUUCGGUGGGUCCAGACUAAGAGUAAAAAAGUCUUCCUGCCUUAUCAAUGUGAACAGUGCAGCUGCAGCUUCAGGACCCUGGACAUGCUGUUCGCUCAUCAGGUCUGCCAUUCAGCAGCACAAGAAAUUAACAGUACUACUGCUCUGAAACUAUCGUCAGAGGCUCACAGCUCACAGACGAUCAAGAAAACGUUUAGUCCUCACAUGAACCACGUCCUCGCAGUGCAUUCUAAACCCAAGAGCGGCAGUCUUCAGAAGAGUUGGUCCAAACUGGACCCACAAGUGUCUCCUCUAGUGCCUGUGGAUUCUUCAGACCCUUCGAACACAUCUGGAAUUCCAGAUGAGGAAGUCAACGACGAGGAUAUUAAUAACGCAUUAGGAAAACCGAAUAGAACACUCAGAACAGAAACAACAAUCACAAACAGAAAUGCAACGAAAACAGAUGUUGGAAAGACAUCAGACGGUAUCAAGUGUGCUGUGUGUGGUGAGGCCUACCCUGCCAUUUCAGACCUUUAUCAGCACUAUUUGCAGCAUGCUCGAGGCCAGGUGUAGGUUUUUUUAAUGGUGUCUGUCGUCUGAUUUAAUUCAUUAAACACCGUGGUCUAUUCUGUGAUGAUUAUCAGGCAAAUGCUGACAGUAUUUGUAGAAGAAAUGUCUCUAAUUCAUGUUUUUUUUAAAAGUCAUCUUCAAAGUCGGUACCAGAAAAAAUAAAACAUUUUCUGGUCACGUUGCUGCUCGGAGGUUAUGAGACUUAGACUGAUGAGAGAGUGUCUGACUGUAAAGAUAAAGACUUUGUGGACGCUCCUUUAAAACAGUUAACUUGCUAAUUAAAGAAACCUUCCGGAAUGUUUAUUGUCUACUCUGUACCAUUCCCUAUUUUUGUUGCAUCUUUGUUUGUCAGAUUCUUUUUUAAAAUGCUUGUCUGGUAAAUAAUAAUUCAAUGACUAAACAACAUAUUUAGGAAUUUGUCACAUUAUUAGGAAAUGUACCAACAUUUCAGAGAGAUUUGUCUCAUUUGUUUGUUUUUUUGCCUGAAAACUUGUAUUUCCUGUUGUUGAUGCCAACAUUUCUCGUGUGUUUCUGAAACGCUGAUGGAGAUCUACUGUGGACAUUAAGGCGUCGUCUCCAGUCUGAUCAACCCCUGCUGCAAGUUCUAUCAUAUGGACUGGAUUGGACUGAAAAUGUAUCUUUAAAUGCUUCAUUUUUGGACUUUUCUUUCUCUUUAACUCUGUUGUUUUACCCAUGGACAUUUAUUGUGAACCAAUACAUCAUUUUUAUUUUAGAUUUGAUUUUUCAUUUUUAUAUAUCACUAGUUUGAUUUCUUGUUUUGAUAUCCAUCAUCAAACGAGAUGUUUCAUGAGUCGAUGAAUGAAUAAAAUUCAAUGUAAAAUCACUGGUUACGUGUUUUUGAUUUUACACUUUUUGGUAAAUGUCAGCUUUCUGCAAAGAUGAGAAUUAACUGGGUUUUUUUUUCAUGAUGGAUUUAUUUUAUUCAAUCACUAACCAUUUACCAACUUGUCAUUUGAUAGCAUAAGUCAUUUAGUUGGAGGACAUGGUGUUGUGAAUCCAGGUGGUGUAUUUGCAGACCUUGACGUAGAUUCCAGGCUUGUUCUUCUGGCCACAGCCGU
Cynoglossus semilaevis (tongue sole) is the source of this 4846-nucleotide messenger RNA. Its product is annotated as zinc finger protein 271. Gene Ontology annotation, biological process: regulation of DNA-templated transcription. Gene Ontology annotation, molecular function: DNA-binding transcription factor activity, RNA polymerase II-specific; RNA polymerase II cis-regulatory region sequence-specific DNA binding. The record is from RefSeq and is a predicted model, not a curated record. The transcript is spliced from 4 exons. NCBI's taxonomy places the organism in Eukaryota, Metazoa, Chordata, Actinopteri, Pleuronectiformes, Cynoglossidae. Bases 546 to 3770 code for a protein of 1074 amino acids.